Messenger RNA from Morus notabilis, 1488 nucleotides. Its product is annotated as cytochrome P450 71A1. The record is from RefSeq and is a predicted model, not a curated record. NCBI's taxonomy places the organism in Eukaryota, Viridiplantae, Streptophyta, Magnoliopsida, Rosales, Moraceae. Gene Ontology annotation, molecular function: oxidoreductase activity, acting on paired donors, with incorporation or reduction of molecular oxygen; heme binding; iron ion binding. Bases 1 to 1488 code for a protein of 495 amino acids. The transcript is spliced from 3 exons.
AUGUCUUAUAAGAAUGGAAACUUCAACUCAUAUUUUCUUAUAGCCACUAGGAAGAAGAAAGCAUCACGUGCAAAAUCCAACUUUCCACCGUCACCACCUGGGUUACCGAUAAUCGGGAACCUUCACCAGCUCGGUACCCAAGUGCACCGCUCUCUCCGAGCACUCUCCGACAAGUAUGGCCCUCUUAUGCUCUUGCAUUUGGGCCAAGUGCCAACUCUAGUCGUUUCAUCUCCCGAAAUGGCAGAAGAAAUUGUCAAGAAACACGAUAUCGCCUUCUCAAAUCGACCUAAAACCACCGCAGCCAACAUCUUUUGUUACGGAUGCAAAGACUUAGGCUUUGCUCCAUACGGUGAGCAUUGGAGACAGUCUCGGAAACUUCAUGCUCUUGAGCUUCUUAGCCUUAAGAGAGUGCAACAAUUACACUUUGUGAGGGAAGAAGAGACAGCUUUAUUAGUUGAGCGCAUACGCAAAGCUUCUAGUCGUGGUGAUUCCGUAAAUGUAACCGACAUGGUUACUGGAACCUCCAACAAUGUAGUGUCUAGAUGUAUUCUUGGACAGAAAUUUGAGGAAAAAAAUGGGGAGAGUAGUUUUGGAGAUCUAACAAGAAGGGUGAUGAUAGAUUUUAUGGCCUUUAGCGUGGGGGAUUUCUUCCCUAAACUUUGGUGGAUCGAUGUUCUUCGAGGGUUUAUGGGUCGUUUGAACAAGAGUUUUAGAGAAUUCGACACUUUCUUUGAUAAGGUUCUUGAAGAACGUAAGGCAGUUCACCGGGACACUGAUUCGAAAGACUUUGUGGAUAUUCUUCUCGGACUUCAAAAGGAUAAGACGCUCGAUUUUCCGCUCACUCAAGACAACAUAAAAGGAUUCAUGAUGGACUUGUUCGUUGGUGCAAGUGAUACUACUUCGACGACACUCGAAUGGUUAAUGGCAGAGCUCGUGCGAAAUCCGGGAGUGAUGAAGAAAGCUCAAGAAGAAGUUAGAAGAGUGUGGGGAAAUAAACCAAAGAUUGACAUGAAUGAGAUACAUCAAAUGCAGUACUUAACAUGUGUCAUCAAAGAAAAUCUAAGACUACAUCCUCCUCUUGCUCUUCUGAUAGCCCGAGAAACUUCUGAGGCCGUUGACAUUGCCGGCUACAAAAUUCCUUCAAAAUCGACGGUUUUCGUCAAUGCGUGGGCGAUCCAAAGGAACCCGAGUUUGUGGGAAAAACCGGAGGAGUUUAUUCCCGAGAGGUUCGAGAAUAACCCAGUUGAUUUCAAAGUAUGGCAAGAUUUCCAAUAUAUCCCAUUUGGUCUUGGAAGAAGGGGAUGCCCCGGCUCCGCAUUCGGGCUUGCCAGCACCGAAUAUAUCCUUGCCAACCUUCUAUACCAUUUUGAUUGGAAGUUGUCUGAUGCUAAUUCAUCGCCACAAGAUUUGGACAUGAGUGAAGUUUAUGGUCUUACCGUUCAGAGGAAAGUUCCUCUUAAACUUAUACCAGUAUCCUACACCCCUUGA